This is a messenger RNA of Sphenostylis stenocarpa, 1200 nucleotides long. The record is from the annotation of a GenBank genome assembly. NCBI's taxonomy places the organism in Eukaryota, Viridiplantae, Streptophyta, Magnoliopsida, Fabales, Fabaceae.
AUGGAGCCACUAACACGGAUAAAUACUGAUGAAGAUCAUAAUCAAAAGAAGCAACAUGGUUUCAAUUUUGAUCAUGUGAUGCUGGACGAGUUCAACUUUGAACCUGUUCAGCUACCAAAGCAGUCUUCUUUUAAAGAAACUAAGGGACCAAAGGAUAAACAAGUGCUGCCAUCUGCUUUAGCAUCACUGGAGCUCCUGAGCAAUUAUGGAAGCAGGAUCAAGAGGCUAGGGAAGCAAAACAUCAGCGAUAGUGUGGAAACUUGCCACUCUACACAAUGGCAUGAUGAUAUUUACAUCCCCAUGCACCCUUAUGGAAUUGGUCUUGGAGUUUUAUCCGAGGAAGAUAAUAGAGACGUGGAACUCGCACAGUUUCUUCUGGCAGCUGCUGAGAGGGUAUGGUGCCAAAAAUUUGAACGUGCCAGCAUGUUACUUUUCCAUUUUCACUGGAACUCUUCAGGUGGUAGUGGUGGAAGCCCCGUUAAGAGAGUUGUCUUUCAUCUCGCUCAAGCACUUCUAGAGAGAAUCAAAAGAGAAACGGGACGAAAAGUGACACUGAACAAGUGUGAUAAAUACGAGGAAAGGGAAAUGAUUGAGAAGCUAACAUGGGAUACUAACAUGGCUAUUACAUGCCAUAAGAAAAUUCCUUUCAAUCAAGUAAUGCAGUUAGCUGGGGUCCAAUCUAUAGUGGAACACGUGGCAUUUCAAACCAGAAUCCAUCUCAUAAACCUUGAUAUUGGAUGUGGGGUGCAAUGCACGACUUUGAUGCAAGCACUGGCUGAGAGGGAUGAAAGGCAGGUUGAGCUUCUGAAGAUAACUGCCAUUGGACUUCAAGUUUUUGUCACAAGCAUCACAAAGAUCAAGGUUGAGCAAUUUGGAAUUGAAGAUAAUGAAGCUGUGGCUGUUUAUUUUCCUUAUAUGCUGAGGACUAUGGUGUCGGAUUCUGACUCCAUGGAACACUUGAUGAGGGUGAUAAGCAAAAUCAGACCAACUAUAAUGAUAGUGCUUGAGUUGGAAGCAAAGCAUAAUUCACCGUCCUUUGUGAACCGCUUCAUUGAAGCAUUGUUCUAUUAUGCGGCAUAUUUUGAUUGCAUUGACUCCUGCAUGAAUCAGGAUUAUGAGUGCAGAACGAGAAUAGAGAGAAUAUUAUCAGAAGGGAUACGAAACAUUGUUGCUAUGGAAGAUGGAGAAAAGAAGGGUUAG